AUGGCGGCCAUCCCCGACUACGUGUCUGGGGCCACAGAGCACUGGGGCAUCAUCACCUACAGGGAGACGAGCAUCUUCUACAACCCCACCAAGAGUUCCGAGACCAACAAGCAGAGAGUCUGCUCUGUCGUGGCGCAUGAACUCGCGCACCAGUGGUUUGGCAACCUCGUCACCCUGAAGUGGUGGGACGACCUGUGGCUCAACGAAGGCUUUGCCUCGUACAUCGAGACCAAAGGCGUGGACCAUGUCGAGACAGGCUGGGAUAUGGGCUCUCAAUUCGUGACAGAUUCGCUGCAGUCAGUAUUCGACCUCGACUCCAAACUCAGUUCUCAUGCCAUUGUCCAGAGUGUGACCACUCCUGACCAGAUCACCGCCAUGUUUGACUCCAUAUCCUACGACAAGGGCUCGUCGGUGCUGCGGAUGCUGGAAGGCUUCGUAGGCACGCCGGUGUUCCAGGCGGGCAUCAACAGCUUCCUGAAGCGCUUCGCGUACCAGAACGCCGUCACCGCGCAGCUCUGGGAGGAGCUCACCAAGGCCUGGCAGGCUUCCGGUGUUCAAGACGGUGACGUGGGUGAGAUCAUGAGCACUACUACCUAUGUACAACUAUUACCUAUACACAACUAUUACCUAUAUACAACUAUUACCAUUACCGUGUCCAGCCCUGCUGACUCGCCCCACGGUUACCGCUGGCACGUCCCCGUCAGCCUCGUCACGUCCCAAGCUCCUGACAACGCCUCCCUCACCUGGCUGUACAAGACCAACGACUCUGUUUCAAUUCCCCUGCCCGCCGGGGCCACUUGGUUCAAGCUAAACUUCGAGCAGCAAGGCUACUACAGAGUCAACUAUGACCUCGACACUUGGGCGUCUAUGAGACAACUAUGCAUAGACAAGAGCGUGGGCCCCGCGGACAGGUCAAGCCUGGUUGACGACGCGCUGGCGUUGGCCGACGCUGCGCUCCUGCCCUACGCCAGCGCCCUCGACCUCUGCACCGCCCUUAACAACGAGACGCAUCUCGUGCCCUGGAAAACUGCUACUAACAGGUCACUUUAUCUGCUUAAACAACUGACUAAUCCCGGAUCGCAGUCCGUUUCAGGCUGGCAGGAUGAGGGCGACCAUCUGCAGCAGUUGCUGCGAGUUGAGAUCGUGUACCUGGCGUGCGUCGCGGGACUGGAGUCUUGUCUUCAGGAGUCCGCACGCCUCCUGCAGCUGUACGCCCAGUUUGAAAACUAUCCUCUGCCUCUCUCCACCAAACGGCAGGUACUGCGACAAGGCAUGGUGGAGGGCGGCACAGAGGAGGUGUGGAACGCCGUGUGGCAGCGCUGCUCCGCCACGCAGGACGCCACAGAGAAGGACAACUGCCUCUACGGCCUCGCUAACUCCCAGGACGUCGCCACGCUUUCCAAUUUCAUCACAAUGGCACAAGAUCCUAACCUCGUAAGGACGCAGGACUUCCUCCACGUGCUCGAGUACAUCUCCUACAAUCCUGCGGGCACCGACCUCGUCUGGGACUGGGUCAGGGCCAACUGGGACUGGCUUGUAGCCCGCUACACGCUCAACGACCGCUACCUCGGCCAGCUUAUUCCUAACAUCUCUCAGUACUUCGCCACGCAGCAGAAACUUGACGAGAUGGAAGAAUUCUUCGCUGCGAACCCCGAGGCUGGGGCGGGAGAGCAGUACCGGCAGCAGGCGCUGGAGACCGUCCAGACCAACAUCAGAUGGGUGGCCGCCAACGCUCAGCAGAUCGACGACUGGCUUACCGCACAUGCUCCUAAACCUGCUGCUCUCUGAUUGGCUCCUGCCAUCGUCUGCUGUCCAGUGAUUGGUUCUUACCAUCUUCUGCUGUCCUGUGAUUGGUUCCUACCAUCGUCUGCUGUCCAGUGAUUGGCUCCUGCCGUCGUCUGCUGUCCUGUGAUUUGUUCUUACCAUCGUCUGCUGCUCUGUGAUUGGUUCCUACCAUCGUCUGCUGUCUUGUGAUUGGUCCCUAUCAUCGUCUGCUGUCCAGUGAUUGGUCCCUAUCAUCGUCUGCUGUCCAGUGAUUGGUUCCUAUCAUCGUCUGCUGUCCAGUGAUUGGUACCUAAUCGUCUGCUGUCCAGUGAUUGGUUCCUACCAUCGUCUGCUGCCCAGUGAUUGGUUCCUACCAUCGUCUGCUGCCCAGUGAUUGGUUCCUACCGUCGUCUGCUGCCCAGUGAUUGGUUCCUACCAUCGUCUGCUGCCCAGUGAUUCCUGCUUCGGACUACAGAAGUAGGAACAAAUUUAUAUCAACAAUUAUUUGUCAUUUCAGUAUUGGGAUUCGGACUGACUCUUUGGUAUACAAUUUUGACGGGAAGUAUAGAGUAUCCUCGUUGACAAUUCUUGUUUAAAGGUGCAAUCUAAUGGAAAAAUUACAUUUGUAUUGAAAUUUGUUUUCCUUCUCCUAAGUGUUGGGCAUCAUUGCAUGUGCAUGACGUAACAACUAAUCUCUAGUUCCAUUAAUGAUAUGAUUGUUAUUCUGAGGUUUAUUAAAGAUUGUUAUUGAUUAGUUUGUUAGCAAUAGACUCUGCUUAUGGAGAAACGCUACUGAAUUUUAGAUUCCAAGUUAAGGUUUACAGGAUUAUUCCUAUAACUAUCGGUACUCAUGUUACUCGGUAAAACUGCUCUUUUGGGGAUAAUGCUCGCUUAUUCAAAGCUCAUCGUGUUUAUCGCGCUUGCAUUGAAGCCAUAACUAUUGAUGUUACAAUUAAAACGGUUAAACUGGCUCCAUUGACCGCUUU
Hyalella azteca is the source of this 2750-nucleotide messenger RNA. Its product is annotated as glutamyl aminopeptidase-like. Gene Ontology annotation, molecular function: zinc ion binding; peptide binding; metalloaminopeptidase activity. Gene Ontology annotation, cellular component: cytoplasm. The record is from RefSeq and is a predicted model, not a curated record. Gene Ontology annotation, biological process: proteolysis; peptide catabolic process. The coding region runs from base 1 to 1788 and encodes 595 amino acids. The transcript has 15 exons. Lineage: Eukaryota; Metazoa; Arthropoda; Malacostraca; Amphipoda; Hyalellidae.